GUGUCUUUAAAGCGCAAUAGGGAAGCGAGUGUGUCCAAGAUCCAGCUCCUUCCCUGGAAGCGGAAUUCUGAAGCCAAACGGAUAAACAUGAUUCCUGUCUGGAGGCUUUGGUUCAUCUCUAUUGCUGGCGCUGUGAGUUUUGCUACCCAAGAGAACUGUCUUCUUGAGCCGUCUUCUCAUUUUUGGAACUGUUCUUCCAAGGCUUUCGCUGCGGUUCCACCUGAUCUAACAGGCAAUGUCUUGAGAUUAGAUCUGUCCUUCAACAGGAUUGAUCAAGUGAGAGAAGCAGACCUGAAGUCUGCAGUCAACCUCCGUAUGCUUUUGCUCCAGUCUAAUCUAAUCCAAACAAUAGAGGAAGAUGCCUUUCACACUCUUAUCAGGUUGGAGCAUUUGGAUUUAUCAAGGAACAAGCUGACCCGCUUAUCACCCUCUUGGUUUGGAUCUCUUUCUUCCUUACUGACUUUGAACAUCAAGGGGAACUGCUACUCAGAGCUUGGAGAAAACCCUCUGUUUUCCAACCUAAAAAAAUUGAGAUUUCUCUACUUGGGAAAUGAUGAUUGCUUCUCUACUUUGCGGACGCAAGACUUAGAAGGGAUUUCCGUUCUGGAAGAGCUGGAGCUAGAAAGCCCAUACCUUAAACAAUAUGAACCAGGAAGUCUUCAAUCAACAGUGCUCAUAAACAACCUAAUUUUGAAUGACCCUUCCACAACCACUUUGCCUGUGCUUAUGCAUGAUGUUAGAAAUUCUGUGAUAUCCCUUGAACUGAGGAAUAUUCAAAAGCUAGGGCAGCUGAACUAUUUUUCACUUGGUGGCAUUGCUGCCCAGAAAUUAGUGUUGAGAAAUGUUAUACUAUCUGAUUGUGAUGUUGUUCUUGUUAUAAGAUUUCUUGCCACUCUGAGUCGACUACGUCACUUAGAGAUUUUAGACAGCCACUUACAGGGUCAUGGCAUUUUUGGUGGCAUACAAGAUAUUUCAAAUACUUUAGAUGUGCUAGUAAUAAGAAAUCUAUUAAUCAAAGAUUUUUAUUGGUUUUCCAAUUUGUCUACUGUGGUGCAUUUUUUGGAGAAUGUUACUAGUCUUACGAUUGAAAAUGUUACAGCUUAUAUGGUGCACUGCAUGUUUGGAAGACAUUGCCGUUCAAUGCAGUAUCUUGAUGUCACCAACAAUUUGCUGGUAGAUACAACAUUAAUGACUUCAUUCUGCAAGGACGCCUGGCCUAAACUGCAAACGUUAAAUGUGAGUCAGAAUGCUCUGAAACAGAUUGAGAUCGUAUCACGAAGUACAACUUACUUAAUAAAUCUUUCUAACUUAGAUAUAAGUCGAAAUACCUAUGAAGCAAUGCCAGACUUUUGUGAGUGGCCCAAAAAAUUGAAAUAUUUAAACAUUUCAGGGUCUAAAGUAAGCAAAGUCACAAAUUGUAUCCCUCAAAGCCUGGAGAUGCUGGACGUUAGCAAUAAUAAUCUCCAAGACUUCAGACUGAGCCUUCCUCAUCUCCAAGAGCUUUAUAUCCAAAACAACAAAUUGACUGCCCUUCCACUUGCUGACUUUUCCCCUAGCAUUAGAGUCAUGAAUAUUAGAGGAAACAAAGUAUUUGGAUUCUCUGAGCAGGAACUGGAAACCUUUGCAAACUUGGAGAUGUUGGAUGCACGUUACAACAGUUUCCAGUGUACAUGUGAUUUUCUCUCUUUCAUGCAGUCUCGAUCAGAAAUAUCUCAUAUCGUUAUGGAUUGGCCAAAUAACUACAUUUGUGAUGCUCCUGAGUAUGUAAGAGGGAAAGAAGUAGGAGUUGCCCAUCUACGCCUCAUAGAUUGUCAUUUGACUUCAGUAGUUUCUUUAAUAUGCAUCUUGGUACUUCUGAUCAUUCUGAUGGCAGCAGUUCUUUGCCACAAACUUCAUGCCAUCUGGUAUAUGAAAAUGAUCUGGGCCUGGCUUCAAGCAAAACGCAAGCCCAGAAGAGCGCGUGUUAAAAAAAUUGACUACGAUGCCUUUGUUUCCUACAGCGAGCAGAACUCUGAGUGGGUGGAGAAUGUCAUGGUGAGGGAGUUGGAGCAAGCCCAUCCACCAUUCAAACUCUGUCUCCAUAAAAGGGAUUUUCUGCCUGGCAAAUGGAUUGUGGACAACAUUAUUGACUCCAUUGAGCGAAGUUCUAAAACUCUGUUUGUGUUGUCACAGCACUUUGUCCAGAGUGAGUGGUGCAAAUAUGAACUUGAUUUCUCUCACUUCUGCCUUUUUGAUGAGAAUAAUGACUCUGCGAUUUUGAUUCUGCUAGAGCCCAUUCCAGCAAAAACAGUUCCCAGAAGGUUUUGCAAACUGAGGAAACUGAUGCAUACCAAAACCUACCUUGAAUGGCCAAGUGAUGAAGAUCAGCAGAUGAUCUUUUGGUUUAAUUUGAAAACUGCCAUAAAAUCCUAGAUGAGGAUUUGGGAAAUAUACACAUGUCAGUCUGGACCAAUCCAAUUUUGAAUAUCUCCUUACUUGGUCCUGGCCUGUCAUCACAUGAAGAUCCUACAUCUGUGUGUUGUUCUGUAGGAGCAGAUACAUGUCUUCUCACAUCUUGGGAGCCAUCAAAGCUUUGAAGAUGUCCUUGCUUACUGAAGGAGUCGUGAAUCACCUUAUGGAAAAGCAGGUAUUCUCAAACUGGGGAGGGAGAUGAGGAUACACUGUGAAAUGGAGUUCAGCCUUUUCCUUCCUUCAGGAGUCUAGAGCAGCCAGAUCUUCUUAGUUUGAAUUACAUCCUCUCUCCAUCCUCUCCCAACUGGUAAGAGACAGCAGUAGGGGUUUGCCUAGGAGCUGACAGUGGCCAGAUGGUUUUUGGACACAUUACAAGAACAGAAGAAAUGUCCUCUGCACUCGAAAAGGGGCUGGUACGGGUGUAAGCUUAUCUAUACUUAGGUCUUUAAAAUAAUACUGGACUAUACACCCUUCAUUGCAAAGAUCAAGAGUGAGCAUUUUCUCUUUCUGAGUUGUAGCGCCUUGCGCUUGAAUCUCUCUCUAAAUAUUCAGCUUUCCCUCCUUUUAAAAACCUUCAAUGAUUGUACAUUCAGACCUGGAAGAUCCAUUGUAAAUACAUUAUUUUUAUUUUUGUAUUUAUUUAGUCUAUUGAGUGACUGCAUAUGAUUAUAAUAUGGAGUGAUUAAUGCAACAUGAUAUAAUAUGACUGUGAGCAACCGUAGACCUAAGGCCUCAUGAAGUUUUCCGCUAGAUCUCAUGAGACCUUCAGGACAUCAAUAAAGAUCUCUUUAACAGACCCUUUCCCUUCUCUCAAAGCCUAGAAGAGAAAGAAUAAACUGACAUCUUGGUCCACUAUGGCCACAUCUCCUACUGACUUCAGCCCAGCUAUCACUGACAUGUGAUUUCCAAGAGAUUAACGAGCUGAGGAGCCUUCUAAUCAAGGUGAAAGAAGAAAGCGCAAAAGCUGGGUUGCAGCUAAACAUAAAAAAACCAAGAUCAUGGCAACAAGAAUGAUUGACAACUGGAAAAUAGAGGGAGAAAAUGUGGAGGCCGUGACAGACUUUGUAUUUCUAGGUGCAAAGAUUACUGCAGAUGCAGACUGUGGCCAGGAAAUCAGAAGGCGAUUACUUCUUGGGAGGAGAGCAAUGUCCAAUCUCGAUAAAAUAGUAAAGAGUAGAGACAUCACACUGGCAACAAAGAUCUGCAUAGUCAAAGCCAUGGUAUUCCCUGUAGUAACCUAUGGAU
Anolis sagrei ordinatus is the source of this 3696-nucleotide messenger RNA. RefSeq names its product toll-like receptor 2 type-2. The record is from RefSeq and is a predicted model, not a curated record. NCBI's taxonomy places the organism in Eukaryota, Metazoa, Chordata, Lepidosauria, Squamata, Anolidae. Gene Ontology annotation, cellular component: plasma membrane. Gene Ontology annotation, biological process: toll-like receptor signaling pathway; inflammatory response; immune response. Gene Ontology annotation, molecular function: protein binding; triacyl lipopeptide binding; transmembrane signaling receptor activity.